Spodoptera exigua (beet armyworm) is the source of this 1858-nucleotide messenger RNA. NCBI's taxonomy places the organism in Eukaryota, Metazoa, Arthropoda, Insecta, Lepidoptera, Noctuidae. The record is from the annotation of a GenBank genome assembly.
UUCAUUUUGUAACGGUACUGUGUCUAUACGGGAGUGUCCAUGAAAAGUCGGGCAAACAGGCUAGCGAGAAUGAUAAGCAAUUGACAAGUGGACGAUUUGUCGUGUAGUGGAUAAUGUAGGUCGAUUAGUAAUUUGUUUUGGAUAUUAAAUGUGGAAUUGUGGACUGAACAAUCGGCAGUCUGGUGUCGCUCGUGUGUAAAAAUUUAUGCUGAACUCAGUAUUGUUACCGUUGGUUAAGUGGCUUCCCUCUGUGUGUCGCGAUGGCUGAGGCUGCAGGUGCCGCGAGCAGUAAUCCCAACGCGGAGAUCAUUCGGGGCCAGGUGUUCGAAGUGGGGCCCAGAUAUACGAAUCUGCAAUAUAUCGGCGAAGGCGCCUAUGGCAUGGUUGUAUCCGCGCACGACAAUAUAAAGAAAACGAAAGUUGCCAUCAAGAAAAUAUCACCGUUCGAACAUCAGACCUAUUGUCAGAGGACGCUAAGGGAAAUUAAAAUCUUAACCCGGUUUAAGCAUGAAAAUAUAAUCGACAUCCGAGACAUUUUAAGGGCCGAAACCAUAGACUCAAUGAAGGAUGUUUACAUCGUACAAUGUUUAAUGGAAACAGACCUUUACAAAUUGUUAAAAACACAGAAACUAAGCAACGAUCACAUCUGUUACUUCUUGUAUCAAAUCCUUCGCGGGCUGAAGUACAUACACUCUGCAAAUGUUCUGCACAGAGACUUGAAGCCUUCCAACUUGCUACUUAACACAACGUGUGAUUUGAAGAUUUGCGACUUCGGUCUGGCACGUGUAGCUGAUCCAGAUCAUGACCACACUGGUUUCCUCACCGAAUACGUGGCGACUCGGUGGUACAGGGCGCCGGAGAUUAUGCUUAAUUCCAAGGGCUACACCAAAUCGAUAGACAUCUGGUCCGUAGGGUGUAUUCUCGCGGAGAUGCUGAGCAACCGGCCCAUUUUCCCGGGCAAGCAUUACCUGGACCAACUGAACCACAUCCUUGGUGUGCUCGGCUCGCCUAGCCAGGAGGAUCUUGACUGUAUUAUCAACGAGAAGGCUCGAGGCUACUUGGAGUCGUUGCCGUACAAGCCUCGAGUGCCAUGGGCGGACCUCUUCCCAGGCGCAGAUCCUCGCGCACUCGACCUACUUCACCGCAUGCUAACCUUCAACCCACACAAGCGCAUCACCGUCGAGGAGGCGCUUGCGCACCCCUACCUCGAACAGUACUACGACCCCAACGAUGAGCCCGUGGCGGAGGAACCGUUCCGAUUCGCGAUGGAACUCGACGACCUUCCCAAAGAGACACUCAAGAAGUAUAUCUUUGAGGAAACCUUACUGUUCAAGAAACUCAACGAAGACGCGUAGACGUGGGGUCGCCGGUCGUCGCCUCGGCCGAGGGAGGUUCCUCGCAUGCGAGCUCUGUGCUCCGACCGUGCAGGUCGCGUCACGCCAUCGCCGCUGCAUACAUUGCAUCAUCGAUACAUAUAUCUUAUCUACCGUGCUUCGCGAUUAUUAACCCAGUUACAAAUAAUUCCUAAGAAUAUUUGUUCAAUGUUGUAACUUUAAGGAUAACAUAACGUUUAUUAUUACGAUAACAGGAAAAUUUACGGAAUACAGAACUCGCAUGCAAAUGUUCCGCAACCCAGGUCUAAUUGUGUGGAUAUGAUGAUGUGGCUUCAAGUUAUUCAUCGACAGUGGUUGUUAACCAAAGGUGAAUAGUUUACCAUCGGGUCGUUUUACGUUAAUUUUUGUAUGCGAAAUUGUGAACUCGCAAGAGGGCAUGAGAACCGGGUUCCUUAUUUUUUGCCGAAAGAAAUUUUAUCAAAUGUGACUGUUAUUAGUCUUAUAAACUGGUAUUAACCAGUCUG